AUGAUUCAAGGAGCAGCAACGACGAGACAGCAGAGACGGCGAGCUGAGAAAUACGCGCAACUCUCGUUUGACCCAUCAAGGCUUGAGCAAAUUAUGCUUCUCACAGAAGAAAAUAACAAACUGAAAAGCAAACUUGAAGAAACACAGGAGCACUUUAGCAAGGCUACAGGACUUCCACUUGAAGGAUACCAGCUGAGACAACAGUGUAUUAAUUUGGAAAAACAGUUUCAGGCUUCUCAAAAUCAGCUUAUGGAAAGUGAGUCGAUGCGCAUAGCUGACAGAAACUACAUUAGCGAACUUGUUCAGAACAUUCAAAGCCUGCAAUCUGAGCUGGAAAUUGCAAAGACCAGUGACUGGAAACGAGUUGAUGUUAUAGCAGAUGAAAAAGACACGUUGUUUAACGACAUUUUAAUCAAACUGAGGCACUAUAAAUGUGAAAUAUUUGGUCUCCAGGCUGCCUUUAAUGAGUUUAGUGGGUGGAAAGGUAAAAUUAAAACCAUACAUGGUAAGACAGACGGCUUGACCAGCUCGAUAAGUCACCUAGAGGCGAAACUAAGGGACCUGGUGAAAGAAGGUGACGACAUGAGUGUUUCCAAACAAAACGACACCAUGGUCUAUGUGCCUUUAUCAGAAUUGAGUGAUAUAAAAGAGAGAAAUUUAGGUUUAGAGUUUGAAAUUAAAGACCUGACCACAAAGAAUGAUGAGAAUGAAAGACUAAUUCAGGAACUGAGAAAAAAAUUGGAAAACAGUCACAGAGAAGAGGAAUGCAAAUCUUUCAAAUCAACAAUUGAAGAGUUGCAGACAUCUGAGGCAGCGCUUCUAAAGGAGGUUUAUGAGCUGAAGGAAACGCGCUCGAUGUGCAAUGAAAAGAUUAAUAGGCUUUCUCAAAACAUCGAAAAGGCUGAACGUGAGAAAAUGAGUGCAGAGAAAAUUUCUGAGGAGCUAAAACAGAUAAACCAACAAUUGCAGAUAGUCUCCUCACUUAGGGACAAAGAUUCUCAAUCAUCCGAACUUCAGUUAAAAUUAGAUCAGUUAAAGGUGAAGCUAGAAAACAAACAAGAGCAGUACAAGAAGCUUCACAAAGACGUCAGGAGUUUUGUGGAAACUGUUUCUGAUAAUGCAGGAAUCUUACUGAAUAAGAAGGAACCUGUCAGUAAUCAGUUAUCAACAGCCUUAGAAAACAUCAAAGUUUAUAUAAAUAACACAUCGGAGGGCCUUGUUUCUCGCAGGAAUUUACACAAAAAAUUAACAGCGAAAGCCGCCGCCCUAAGGAAGGCAGAACAAGAGCUGGAGUCCAGUAAUAAGGUUAUAGAUGAGCUGCGUAUUCAGCUCGAGGAGAUGAAACAAAGGCACAACACGGAACUAAUGGAGCUGGAAUUGGCUUCACAAGAAGAAAUUACAAAAUAUAUCAACGAAAUUAGCCAGCUGAAGGACGCAAUUAAAACUGCAGAGUAUGAGCUGGAAUACUUAAAAAGUCCAGAUUUUGAGCCAGACAAAGAACUCCCGAAAAAGGUGGAAGAACUGACUCAAGAGCUCCUGAUUAGCAAGGAAAAGCAAAAACAGCUUCAGAGAAUAAACGACAAGCAACAGAAUGAAUGUGAGGAGCUCAGGAAACAAAUCAGUCAACUCAGCGCCGAUGAUGGGAAGUCAGGCUCUGAGGGAAAAUUUGAAGAGAUAUUUUUGAAGGCAAAGCCUCUCAAACCGAAGAGGGUAAAAGCGCCUCUAAAGGAGAAUGGAGGGGACAAUGAAGUGCUUUCGCCAGGGAAAAAGGCUCCUAAAUAUCAUGCAGGGAUUCAGGAAACAUCAAAGAAUGAAGAAAUAUUUACAGACCCAUGGUCUUCUGACUCUGAUGAUGACGUUCAAAAGAGCUUUUGCAAUGAAAUAUAUCCCAAAGAAGACAGUUGCUCCAAAAUACCAAAAAAAUUGGGGCCUGAGGUGGUAAAGAUGGACACUUCUCCAAGGAAAACUGAAAAGGAGAAAGAGUUUAUUUCAUCUGAGAAAACGUCUCCCGGCGAGUUCUUGGAUUCAUGGUUGAAGGAAUUUAGUUGGUCUGACGAUAUCAUUGACGACAGAUUGUUGCCAGGCUCCGAUGGUGGCUAUAGGAAUGAAACAUCUCCCAAGGAAGCCAAAAGCACGAAAUCUACAAAUGAACUGGGGGCUGAAGCAAAAAAGAUGGACACUUCUCCAAGGAAAACUGAAAAGGAUAUUGAGUUAUCUUUACCUGGGAGAUGGUCUCCGAAAAAUCAAGCCACAACAUCUGAAACCAGCAAAAUAAGUGAACAAAGCCCACCAUCCAGGUUCAACCCCAAACAACGACAAACCGUUUUACCUCCAGUGAGAAGCAGACAUACUGGACUCCCCCAAAACGUUCUACCAGUUCCUACAGAUGAAUUUGAAAAUAGCUUUGGGAAUGAAAACUCUUCCAGGGCACAAAAAUAUACUAAAUCUACAAAUGAACUGGGGGCUGAAGCAAAAAAGAAGGACACUUCUCCAAUGAAAACUGAAAAGGAGAAAGAGUUUAUUUCAUCAGUGAAAAAGUCUCCCAAAGGUCGAGCAAUGGCAGAGGUCUUGGAUUCAUUGUUGGAGGAAUUUGGUUGUUCUGACGAUAUCAUUGAAGACAGAUUGUUGCCAGGCUCCGAUGGUGGCUAUAGGAAUGAAACAUCUCCCAAGGAAGCCAAAAGCACGAAAUCUACAAAUGAACUGGGGGCUGAAGCAAAAAAGAUGGACACUUCUCUAAGGAAAACUGAAAAGGAUAUUGAGUUAUUUUUACCUGGGAGAUGGUCUCCGAAAAAUCAAGCCAAAACAUCUGAAAACAGCAAAAUAAGUGAACAAAGCCCACCAUCCAGGUUCAACCCCAAACAACGACAAACCGUUUUACCUCCAGUGAGAAGCAGACAUACUGGACUCCCCCAAAAUGUUCUACCAGUUCCUACAGAUGAAUUUGAAAAUAGCUUUGGGAAUGAAAACUCUUCCAGGGCACACACAUAUAUAAAAUCUACAAAUGAACUGGGGGCUGAAGCAAAAAAGAUGGACAAUUCUCCAAUGAAAACUGAAAAGGAGAAAGAGGUAAUUUCAUCUGAGAAUAUGUCUGACGACGAGUUCUUGGAUUUAUGGUUGAAGGAAUUUGGUUGGUCUGACGAUAUCAUUGACGACAGAUUGUUGCCAGGCUCCGAUGGUGGCUAUAGGAAUGAAACAUCUCCCAAGGAAGCCAAAAGCACGAAAUCUACAAAUGAACUGGGGGCUGAAGCAAAAAAGAUGGACACUUCUCCAAGGAAAACUGAAAAGCAUAUUGAGUUAUCUUUACCUGGGAGAUGGUCUCCGAAAAAUCAAGUCGAAACAUCUGAAAACAGCAAAAUAAGUGAACAAAGCCCACCAUCCAGGUUCAACCCCAAACAACGACAAACCGUUUUACCUCCAGUGAGAAGCAGACAUACUGGACUCCCCCAAAACGUUCUACCAGUUCCUACAGAUGAAUUUGAAAAUAGCUUUGGGAAUGUCAAAUCUUCCAGGGCACAAAAAUAUACUAAAUCUACAAAUGAACUGGGGGCUGAAGCAAAAAAGAUGGACACUUCUCCAAUGAAAACUGAAAAGGAGAAAGAGUUUAUUUCAUCAGUGAAAAAGUCUCCCAAAGGUCGAGCAAUGGCAGAGGUCUUGGAUUCAUUGUUGGAGGAAUUUGGUUGUUCUGACGAUAUCAUUGAAGACAGAUUGUUGCCAGGCUCCGAUGGUGGCUAUAGGAAUGAAACAUCUCCCAAGGAAGCCAAAAGCACGAAAUCUACAAAUGAACUGGGGGCUGAAGCAAAAAAGACGGACACUUCUCCAAGGAAAACUGAAAAGGAUAUUGAGUUAUCUUUACCUGGGAGAUGGUCUCCGAAAAAUCAAGCCACAACAUCUGAAAACAGCAAAAUAAGUGAACAAAGCCCACCAUCCAGGUUCAACCCCAAACAACGACAAACCGUUUUACCUCCAGUGAGAAGCAGACAUACUGGACUCUCCCAAAAUGUUCUACCAGUUCCUACAGAUGAAUUUGAAAAUAGCUUUGGGAAUGAAAACUCUUCCAGGGCACACACAUAUAUAAAAUCUACAAAUGAACUGGGGGCUGAAGCAAAAAAGAUGGACAAUUCUCCAAUGAAAACUGAAAAGGAGAAAGAGGUAAUUUCAUCUGAGAAUAUGUCUCCCGGAGAGUUCUUGGAUUUAUGGUUGAAGGAAUUUGGUUGGUCUGAUGAUAUCAUUGACGACAGAUUGUUGCCAGGCUCCAAUGGUGGCUAUAGGAAUGAAACAUCUCCCAAGGAAGCCAAAAGCACGAAAUCUACAAAUGAACUGGGGGCUGAAGCAAAAAAGAUGGACACUUCUCCAAGGAAAACUGAAAAGGAUAUUGAGUUAUCUUUACCUGGGAGAUGGUCUCCGAAAAAUCAAGCCACAACAUCUGAAACCAGCAAAAUAAGUGAACAAAGCCCACCAUCCAGGUUCAACCCCAAACAACGACAAACCGUUUUACCUCCAGUGAGAAGCAGACAUACUGGACUCCCCCAAAACGUUCUACCAGUUCCUACAGAUGAAUUUGAAAAUAGCUUUGGGAAUGUCAAAUCUUCCAGGGCACAAAAAUAUACUAAAUCUACAAAUGAACUGGGGGCUGAAGCAAAAAAGAAGGACACUUCUCCAAGGAAAACUGAAAAGGAGAAAGAGUUAAUUUCAUCUGAGAAUAUGUCUCACGAUGAGUUCUUGGAUUCAUUGUUGGAGGAAUUUGGUUGGUCUGACGAUAUCAUUGAAGACAGAUUGUUGACAGGCUCCGAUGGUGGCUAUAGGAAUGAAACAUCUCCCAAGGAAGCCAAAAGCACGAAAUCUAGAAAUGAACUGGGGGCUGAAGCAAAAAAGAUGGACACUUCUCCAAAGAAAAUUGGAAAGGAGAAGGAGUUAAUUUCAUCUUUGAAAAAGGUGGAGGCUGGUUCUGAGGAUGUUGAGAAGAAGAAGAAAGUUACAUUUCUAUUAGAGCGCCACUCAAGAUAAAAAUCACGAGGCGCUUCACAAAAUCAAAAAAUGUAAAAAUAUUAAAAAGCAUUUAGAAAAUGUUUAAAAAUAUAUUUUAAAUGAGCAAAAAUAGGCAAUUGUGAUUAAAAAAUGUUAAGAAAGAGAGAGAGUGAACAGGAAAGAGGGAAAUCAGUGGAUCCUGAGGAAGGUGGAAUAGGUGGGGAGAGCAGAAUAAAGAGAGAGUGGUGAAGAAGGUCAUACAAAAGCCAGCUUGAACAAGUGAGUCUUCAGCUGCUUUUUAAAGGAGUCCACUGAGGAAGGAACCACACACACCAUCUGGUCUCAACCCCAAACCAAGACGGACCGUUCUACGUCCAAUUAGAGGGAAACCUAUUGAGCCAAUCACCAAGAACGUAAAGUGGAAACCCAUUUUAUAGGGGAAAAAAGCCUGAACUUCCUUCUAUUUUGAAGGUGUUUCUUUUAGUUAGUUAGUUAGUUAGUUACUUAGUUAGUUAGUUAGUUGUUAUUUAGUUGUUAGUUAGUCAGUUAGUCAGUUAGUUGUUAUUUAGUUGUUAGUUAGUCAGUUAGUUAGUUAGUUAGUUAGUUAGCUUUCUGUUUCAGUUUAUAUGACUCUUCUGUACAUUUUUCACUGUAGAGCUACAAUUAUUCAGCAGUUUACUCAAAUGUGGUGAAAGCAUUAAGCUUGGAAAGGUCGGCUAUGACUUUUUAGUUUUUUAGUUCGUUAGUCAAUAGAUAAAUCAUUAGUUUGUUAGGUUUUAGAUGAAGUACAAAAAAAGCAUGUCAUGUUCCUGAGCCGAGGUGAGUGGCACCAUCUCCACUCUAACUGUGAUUGAGCUGAUUUCCCUCAGGUGAGGAGCGGAAGGAGAUCCCAAUCAGGAACUCGGGUUUAAAAGGAGGAUGGAGACACCUCACUACGCCGGAUGAUUGCACCAGUUUAGGAUCCGCACUCAACCUGCUUCCCUCUCGCUGUUUUUGUACUCUGGAUUCAUACACCACGUCUCAUCCUCCUCCGUUGUUCCUGUUGGCCCCUCUCUGCGACCUCACCCAUCCCGGAUCGCUCACCCUCUGCCCAGCGCUCACCUCUGCUCCCCCGCCUCCCUCAUUCAUCCCGAGCGCUACUUGGACUCGAGCUGCACCGCUCACUCCCACAGGACUUCCCUGUGCUAUUUUUGUUCCCGUUUAAUAAUAAAGAACUUUACUUUUACUCAA
Nothobranchius furzeri (turquoise killifish) is the source of this 6195-nucleotide messenger RNA. The record is from RefSeq and is a predicted model, not a curated record. Lineage: Eukaryota; Metazoa; Chordata; Actinopteri; Cyprinodontiformes; Nothobranchiidae.